This is a messenger RNA of Nannospalax galili (Upper Galilee mountains blind mole rat), 1072 nucleotides long. RefSeq names its product piezo-type mechanosensitive ion channel component 1-like. The transcript has 5 exons. Gene Ontology annotation, cellular component: plasma membrane; endoplasmic reticulum. Bases 156 to 683 code for a protein of 175 amino acids. Lineage: Eukaryota; Metazoa; Chordata; Mammalia; Rodentia; Spalacidae. Gene Ontology annotation, molecular function: mechanosensitive monoatomic ion channel activity; monoatomic cation channel activity. The record is from RefSeq and is a predicted model, not a curated record. Gene Ontology annotation, biological process: regulation of membrane potential; detection of mechanical stimulus; cellular response to mechanical stimulus.
GAGGAGGCGGCGGCGCGCGGGUCCCUGGAAGCCCAGGGGAGGUCCGGGCGGAGGAGCGCCGCACGUGCAGAGACCCGCCCUGUGCGCCAUGGCGCGCCGGUUCCCCGGCCGCCGGGCGUCCCCUUAGCCGCGGCGGCGCGACCCGGGGCGGCGGCAUGGAGCCGCACGUGCUGGGCGCCGGGCUCUACUGGCUGCUGCUGCCCUGCACGCUCCUGGCGGCCUCCGUGCUGCGCAUUAAUGCACUAUCUCUGGUCUACCUGCUGGUCCUGUUGCUGCUACCCUGGCUUCCAGGCCCCUCCAGACACAGCAUACCAGGUCACACGGGCCGUCUGCUGCGCACACUGCUCUGCCUCAGCCUCCUUUUCCUGGUGGCCCACCUUGCCUUCCAGAUAUGCCUGCAUACUAUGACGAGCCUGAAACAACUCCUGGAGUCACACUGCAGCCUCUGGGAGAACAUUUCUCGACACAUAGGGGUCACGAGGCUGAACCUGUCGGACAUCCCCAAUACCACCCGACUGGUGGCGCCUGACCUGGUUGUCCUGGUGGUCUCCUCUCUCUGCCUUGGCCUCUGUGGACGCCUGACGAGGAAAGCCCGACAGAGCCAGCGGGCCCAGGAGCUGGUGAGGGAUUACAGCAGCCCAGGUCUCAUUGAAGGAGUUAGUGCUGAAGUCUACCCAUUCUGAGGACAGUUUUGAUUUUAACAAGCAUAGACUUUUAUGAUUGGAGGAUAUUAAUGUGUGGCAUGUAUAGUCACAUGUAUCGGGUGGAAAUGAUACAGGAGGGGAAGGGAAGUUUUGCCACAUUCUCAGGUUCCCAGCCACGUGGCUGUAUCCACUUGAGGCCUACCCUCCAGGGCUCCAGUUCUCAGUCACCUCAACCCCAAAGCAGGUCUCUGCUGAGGGAUCUGUCACUUGUAGGGGCAUCAACCAAACUGGAAGAUUCUGGAUAACAUCCUGGGAGGCUGAGAUUGCUUCCUUGAGCUGAGGCCUAAGUCAAGCUUAUCCCUAGGGCAGGAAGCCUGGAGGGUCCAGCCCUGUAUCUCCUUCACCCUGCUGCUGUUCCUAGGGACCAC